Molecule: messenger RNA, 441 nt
Organism: Mesoplodon densirostris (Blainville's beaked whale)
Lineage: Eukaryota; Metazoa; Chordata; Mammalia; Artiodactyla; Ziphiidae
Gene: NDUFA1
Product: NADH:ubiquinone oxidoreductase subunit A1
Exons: 3
Coding region: 98-310 (70 amino acids)
Source: RefSeq, a predicted model, not a curated record
CUCAUGCGCUGCCGCGGAAGUUACCGGAAAGGGAUUGAAGCCGGGUCACCUUUAAGGAGCUUGGAAGGAAGUGUUUGGCCUUGGUAACGGUGUCGCGAUGUGGUUCGAGAUUCUCCCAGGGAUCGCCGUCAUGGCCGCGUGCUUAUUCAUCCCGGGAAUGGCCACUGCACGCAUCCACAGGUUCACUAACGGGGGCAAGGAAAAAAGGGUUGCCCAUUAUUCAUAUCAGUGGCAUUUGAUGGAAAGAGACAGGCGCAUCUCUGGAGUUAAUCGUUACUAUGUGUCAAAGGGUUUGGAGAACAUUGAUUAAGGAAGCAUUUUCCUGAUUGAUGAAAAUAACUCAGUUAUGCUUGUCUACCCCUGCUAGAAGGUUAUGCAGUGUAUUGUGUUGCAUGCAGUGUAUUUUGUAGUGUGUAAUAAAAAUAAAACAAAAAAGUAAAA